Molecule: messenger RNA, 1204 nt
Organism: Ipomoea nil (Japanese morning glory)
Lineage: Eukaryota; Viridiplantae; Streptophyta; Magnoliopsida; Solanales; Convolvulaceae
Product: WASH complex subunit CCDC53 homolog
Exons: 2
Coding region: 161-922 (253 amino acids)
Source: RefSeq, a predicted model, not a curated record
GACAAAAAAAGAGGAGACUACUCAGCCUCAGAAGUAGAAAAUGAAGCAACAUGACAAAUAGUAGCAGAAAUGCAUUCCAUAUAAGGGACUGAAUCACCCCUUUUCUCAUACUACUUCUCUCUUCUUCUUCUUCUUCUUCAACACAAUUUCAUAACUGGAAAUGGAUGUUCAACCCACUGCUCUUCUCAACUGGGCAUUUCUCUGCCAAGGAAAGAGCAUGGAUGAGCUGCGGCAAUGGCUGUUAAUGACGACUUUGGAGCUGGAGAAAACAAGGGUGAAAGCUCAAGAGGAGCUGGAAAUGAGAGAGAAUCAUAUUCUUCAGCUCAAAGAUAUGCUGAGCAGAGCGAUUAAGGAGAAGAAUGAUGCAGAGGAGAAGUGUCAUAGGUUACUGUUUGAGAGGCUUCUGUUGCAGCAGCCGCCGCCGCCGCCUCCGGCGGCGGCGGCGGCGGCUCCAAUGUCUGGGGUUUCAUGCGUUGAGGAUGAACCCAGAAGGGGAGUAGUGGAGAAUCACUCCAAUAAUGGCUUCUCCUCCUCCGAUUCCGACGAGAGCAUCGUUUCCUCGCCGGCGCCGGCGCCCCAAGAUUUGCCGAUUGUGAUAGAUAAGCCCUUGCCGGAAAAGGGGAAGUUUUUGCAGGCGGUGAUGAAAGCAGGGCCGCUUCUUCAGACCCUUUUGCUGGCUGGCCCUCUCCCCCAGUGGCGCCACCCUCCUCCGCCCAUGGACACUUACCAGAUUCCGGCGCCGCCCGUCGCCAUUCCAUCUCCGCCGCCGCCGCCGACUAACUCUCUCCCUCCUCAAGAUUCUCUUCUGAGCAUCUCUGCUUACAACAGCAUCUCCAACUGUGGCAGGAUAAACAGGAAAAGAGGUUUCUUUGAUGAUUCUGAUUCUUCCAUGGAAGCCAAGUACCAAAGAGUUGUCCUUUGACUCUCACUUUUCCCAAUAUAAUCUUGUCAGAGUAGUCCUAUCCUAUCCUAUCCUUUUCCCAGUAUCUGCCAUGGAGUCAUCUGAUCUAGCAGCAUUUUGUACAGAAUCUUGAGAGCCUGAUUCUAGGAAGCCCUCCCAAAAAAAACCCUAAUUUUACUAGUGGGCAUUUUCUUUUGGUUUUUGCCAAUAUUUCUAGUGGUAUUAUUGAUUGUGGGCUUGUCUCUUUUCUUCUCAUCUUGUUUACUAAAACCUUAAGUUAGUGUUUGAUUUCGCUUUCUUUCA